Molecule: messenger RNA, 3206 nt
Organism: Sinocyclocheilus anshuiensis
Lineage: Eukaryota; Metazoa; Chordata; Actinopteri; Cypriniformes; Cyprinidae
Product: transmembrane protein 184C-like
Exons: 10
Coding region: 416-1759 (447 amino acids)
Source: RefSeq, a predicted model, not a curated record
UUCACAAAACAGACGAAGAACCCACAGUGACGACAAGAUCAACAGGAAGUUCUGACCAGCUUUGUUUAUGAACUUCUCGCUCAAUUCUUAUUUUGGAAGUCAAUAAAGUUUUAUGUGCGUUUUGUAACAUGAUUUCUGCUACAAGAUAAUAAAAUAUGAUCGUGCGUUGACUUUGUAAUGGACGCGAUCGCGAGCGGCUCUUGAAUGCAGUGAUGUUUGUGGGGUUGGGAGGAAUCAGCUGACUGUUUGACGCGCUAACGACACUCAUGAUUCAUCGAGAUCUCAGUCGUGUUUAUACGAAUCAUAUGCAUCUAAACCAAGCCACAGGAGUAGAACUGCCAAGAACUUAAUUCGGCGUUUCUCUGUGUCAAACUCAAUCGGAGUGUAAUGUAAGAGUUCGGUGGCAGCGGGAAAGAUGCCGUGCACAUGCGGGAACUGGAGGAGGUGGAUCCGGCCUCUGGUGGUGCUGCUGUACAUUCUGCUGCUCCUGGUUGUCCUUCCACUCUGUAUAUGGGAACUUCAGAAAUCAGGGGUUAGUACUCCUAAUAAGGCAUGGUUCAUCGCCGGGAUAUUUGUGUUCAUGACUAUACCCAUCUCACUGUGGGGGAUUUUGCAGCAUCUAGUACACUACACCCAACCUGAGCUACAAAAACCUAUUAUCAGAAUAUUAUGGAUGGUUCCUAUAUACAGCCUAGAUAGUUGGAUUGCAUUGAAGUAUCCCAACAUUGCCAUCUAUGUAGACACAUGUAGAGAGUGCUAUGAGGCCUAUGUCAUCUACAACUUCAUGAUCUUCCUUCUCAACUUUUUGGGAAACCAGUAUCCCAGUCUGGUGCUGAUGCUGGAGGUGCAGGAGCAACAAAAGCAUCUCCCCCCUCUUUGCUGUUGCCCUCCGUGGCCCAUGGGAGAAGUGCUUUUGCUGAGAUGUAAACUGGGGGUUCUGCAGUACACAGUUGUGAGACCUGUCACCACAGUCAUUGCUUUGAUUUGUCAGCUUUGUGGGGUCUAUGAUGAAGGUAACUUCAGUUCAAAAAAUGCCUGGACGUAUCUGGUUAUCGUCAACAAUCUCUCUCAGCUUUUUGCCAUGUACUGUCUUGUGCUGUUCUACAAGGCUCUGAGAGAAGAGCUGAGUCCCAUUAAACCUGUGGGCAAAUUCCUCUGUGUCAAGCUGGUGGUUUUUGUGUCAUUCUGGCAAGCUGCGGUCAUUGCACUUUUAGUGAAGGUUGGUGUGAUCUCAGACUUGCACACUUGGGACUGGGACAGCGUGGAGGCUGUAGCCACUGGAUUACAGGACUUCAUCAUCUGUGUGGAAAUGUUUUUGGCAGCCAUUGCCCAUCACUUCAGCUUCACUUACAAGCCCUACAUACAGGAAGCAGAGGAAGGUUCUUGCUUUGAUUCCUUCCUGGCCAUGUGGGAUGUCUCAGAUAUACGGGCUGACAUCUCGGAACAAGUGCGCAAUGUCGGGAGAACUGUCAUGGGUCGGCCAAGGAAAACAUAUUUCGGUGAAGAGGUUUCCCAGGAUGAGAACACAGGACUGCUGUCAGCUGGUUCUCAGGAUCCAGGCGUUGAAUCGUCCUCCACCCCUCCAUCCCCUAAGGGCCGUUACCAGGGCAUGGGCCACACCGUAACCCCCCACUCCAUCUCUGCUCCUGCCAACCUUGGCAGCGUACCAUGGGAAGGAGAUGUGGAUGAUAUCACGCCCGCUGUGAUAUCUGGCGAUCAUACAGAUCAACAAGGCUCAGACUAUGCAGAAAUCACUUAACAUCACUGAGCUUCAGCUACCAAAUAGUUAAUGCACAUCGAUCUAAUGUGCGUUAACUACCGUUUCUAAUAUAUGCAGCCGCUGUUAACUCUGGUAACUAUUCAUACUCGUGUUUAAUAUGUGUUCAGAGAGGCUCGGUGAAGCUUUGGUAGCAAGAACACAUAUGAAGGACUUGAGUAGUGUUGUUGGUCCUCCAUUUUUAUCUCUGUUUGGCAUUGUUUUGCUGAAAACAUGACCAAAUUAUAAACUGACCUUAGAGCCAAGCACAGUAAUUCUCCAAUACCAGUUUUCAUUUUUCACAUCAUCAGAUAAUGGUUAAUUUAAGACAGCUUUAUGAAUGUUUUUAUUCUAAGAAACACUAUGUAUUGAUAAUGCUACUUCAAAAUGUCACUGACGUCCUCCUGGAUUUUAUCAAGUCAUUUUAGUUGUUUUUUUCUUUAUCAUUAUCUGUGAUACUUUCACAUUUUUAUCUGUGAAUGCAAAUACGUUUUAAGUAAUAUGGUAAGUGUUUACAUUUUUUUUUCUUCCAUGGAGCAGCACCUUGAUCAUGGUCAGUAAUAUCAAAUUGCCAGGGUGCCAUGGAGAUUUGCAACAUUUCCUCUCAGCAGAGUAUAUGCAUGUGGUAAAGCAACUACAGUUUGAACAUUGGCUCAAAAGCACAAAAUACUGAAGCACCCAUAUUUCUGCUUAAUUCGCUUCAGAGCUUUGCAACCUCUCCUGGACUGCUUGCCUUCAGAACAGCUUCAUGUAAUUGUCAACACAUAAAAAACACUGUUAGUGGUCUUUCUUUUGUCCUUCUCAAAAAGCAUUUGUGUCUUUAUUUUUGGUUAUUUUAAUGAUUAAACAAAGAAAAUUAGGUUAAAACAGUUAAUUAUUGAAAAUUGAGAAGACUUUAAGUUCACCUCGGGAAAUGAUGAAAUGUCUAAAUAUCAGCCAAAGUUGUCUUGUUGUUAAUUUUUUGUUUUGUUUUGUUAAUGAAUUCAAUGAUCUGUCAGUUUUUAACAUCAGCUGCACAUGAGAUAUAAAUAUCAGAUAUAGUAUAACAGUAAGGGCAUAUUGUUUUAUCAUUACAGAUGUGGACCUGUGGAACAUGUUCCCAUUUAUUUGUUUUUAUGAACUGUCAUGUGUCUCUCUGAUCCAUUCAGAGAGAUGCAUCUUCUGCAAUGGUUUGCACAGCUGUUGCAUUGCCUUAUCUAACAGUGGUUGUCACGAAUCAUUGAACUUCACAUGGAAAUGUGUAUUGAGUAUUUCUGUUUAAUUGUCUUCCAUCCAAGUUCAAAGGCAUAGUUUACCCAGAAGUCAUCAUUUACUUACUCUCAUGCCAUUCCAAAUAUGUACGACGUUACCAUUGCCUUCCACUUUACAAAGAAACAAUGCUUAUCCUCAGUCCAAUGCAGAGGAUCCAUUGCUGAGUAAGUGAUGUAAUGAUACAUUUCUCUAAAUUUGU